Messenger RNA from Boleophthalmus pectinirostris (great blue-spotted mudskipper), 986 nucleotides. It is a transcript of the gene mrpl58, whose product is annotated as mitochondrial ribosomal protein L58. Gene Ontology annotation, cellular component: mitochondrial large ribosomal subunit. Gene Ontology annotation, biological process: mitochondrial translational termination. Gene Ontology annotation, molecular function: translation release factor activity. Bases 216 to 848 code for a protein of 210 amino acids. NCBI's taxonomy places the organism in Eukaryota, Metazoa, Chordata, Actinopteri, Gobiiformes, Gobiidae. The record is from RefSeq and is a predicted model, not a curated record. The transcript has 5 exons.
CCUACGUUUUUGUUCAUGCUUAUUUACCACUGAGUCAUCAACAUACCUAACAUAUAAUAACAUUUAUAAUUAAAUUUUUACAAUAGCAUUUCUAAUACAUUUUAUACGCAAUACGCCAACCAUAGAACUAGAAUAUCACCCCAACUGCCCGUGCUCUGGCGUUGUCUUUGCAGCUCUGUUUUGAAGCGUCAAAAACGUAACGACGUCAUUUGAACAUGGCGGCGCACGUAGCUCGACAAUCUUUAUUAUUUUGUUUCAGAUCAAGAGUGGUACAUGGCAUUUACAAUGAAACACAAGCACAGGGUAAAGUAGUUAAACAAAUAAGCAAUAGUUUUAAGUUAUGCGCGACUUAUGGAGUCAAAGGGAUGAAUCCUACUCAGGUCAGCGCAGCGAUACUACUGAAAGCAUCAAGUAUGAAUAUAGUUUACCAUGUCUGGAAACUGUUGAAAGAGAGACUAACAGUGUCUUACAGCAGAAGCAGUGGCCCUGGUGGUCAACACGUCAAUAAAGUAAACACAAAAGCUGAGGUCCGAUUCCAUGUGCAAACUGCUGACUGGAUCCCAGAAGAUGUCAGACAGAAAAUUCUGGAAAAGAACAAAAACCGAAUCAAUAAGUCGGGGGAGCUUUUGGUGACGUCAGAGGUGAGCAGGAGUCAGCACAGGAACCUGAGUGACUGCAUACAGAAGAUCUCCGACAUUAUCACAGAGGCCACAGAAAAACCAUAUGAGCCUACAGCAGAGGAUAUAGCCCUGAGAGCAGCACGGUUGGAGAAGAGGAACAAAGAAAGGCUAAAACAGAAGAAAAUGGCAUCAAACAUCAAACAGAGCAGAAGAGUGGGCUUUGACUGACAUCUACAAUUACAAGUGUACAAGUGUUCAAUGUUUAGUAUGUAUUGUAUGUAUCUAAUCUAAUCUAAUUUAUUCCUUGUUCUCUUGGGGCAAAUAUAAUUAUAUUUCAUACAGAAUAAAACCAUGAUGCUCUCACAA